Messenger RNA from Fusarium coffeatum, 1953 nucleotides. RefSeq lists its product as uncharacterized. Lineage: Eukaryota; Fungi; Ascomycota; Sordariomycetes; Hypocreales; Nectriaceae. The coding region runs from base 1 to 1953 and encodes 650 amino acids. Gene Ontology annotation, molecular function: protein binding. The record is from RefSeq and is a predicted model, not a curated record. The transcript has 4 exons.
AUGGCGGUAGAAGAGGGCGAUCUCUACCCGACCGAGGCCCUCGUUUCGAAACAGUCUCGGAAACAUUAUCGUAUACCAGUGCGAUCACAACAUUGGCAGCUGCGCUCUCUAAUUAGCGCCGAAAAGCAAAACAUCGUCUACUUCCCAGGGGGCAACGGUAGCAACCAUGUCCAACGACUGAAUGUAUCGACCCGAGAAUGCGAAACCAUCAAACUCCUCACUUUUGCGCCGCGAUGUCUUGUUGCCGAGAAUGGAUGGUUAUGCUGUGGUAGUGAAGGUGGCGACUUCGUGGCGAUGCGGCUCGAUGAAGGAAACGACGAUACCGACUCCCCACCCGGACUAGAUCCAGAAACUCGACUGAGCCUUGGACUCGACUCCCGUGAAGAUUCUAUAUUCUCCCUCAUAUCACGCGCCAGACGAUCCAAUAAGAGUCUGAUUGCCAAAAGCAUGAAAUUGGCCAAAGACCGGGUAAACUGCAUCACGCUCUGGUUCCCCCCGACAACGAUGCCGGCGAAUGAAAAGGCCUACAGGGAACCAGUAGCAAUACUGGCCAACAACGACCGGACUGUCACUGUAGUCAGUCUAAAUGACUUUGAUCAGAAAGAAAAGACCGAACCGUUAGAUGUCAUCACAUACCCCGACUUCGUGAACCGGUCUCUCCUAUCUCCCGAUGGCCGGUUUCUAAUUUCCAUUCUUGACGAUCCGUAUCUAUACAUCCACGAGCGUGUAAAGAAGACUACCGAAUCACCAGCAAACAAGUCACAGGACGAGCCUGCAUAUCAAUGGGAGCAGACGCAACGAAUUUUACUUAAAAGUCAAAGCAAGGACGAUAGAACCGACAGCAGAGGCAGCUUCGCGGCAUGUUUCUCGUCAUCUGGAGCAUACCUCGCUAUUGGAACACAGCAUGGCACAAUCUCUAUUUUCAACGCCGGUCUUCUUUCAAACCCCGAUGCCGACCCCCUUAUCACAACAUUUGAGUCUUCCAGGCCACGUAGUGGCCCUGGUGCUAUUCGCGAUAUGUCCUUUUGCCCCGGACCAUACGACUUGCUAGCCUGGACCGAGGAUCGAAGACAUGUCGGAAUUGCAGAUAUGCGAAGCAACUUUGUCGUUCGCCAAAUCGUCGACAUUGAGGAGCCAAUAUUUGAGCACAUCAACAUACUUGAUCGAAACACGAUUGACCCACGACUAUUGGAGAACCGUCGUGAAAGGAGAGGCAACGCCGUAGGUUCUGGAGCCGCAAACAGUUACCGACAUCGAGAUGCGCUCGAACAUCUCAACACCCCUCUUACUGCUAGUGAGACGCUGGUACUUGAAGCCAUGCAGAUGGAGCGACCCAGUCGUGAGAGAUUGUCUCAGCGGACCUCAGCAGCAGAAGAUAGGACGUUAGGUGCUGCGGCUGAUUUUAGGGCCUGGCGCCGUAACACUGCUGCCGUUGCUGCUGCCAUCGAAGCUGAGACUGAGGCUGAUACUCGAGGAAAUAGUGGCCUUGGCCGCGCUAUGGGAGAUAUCAUAGGCGGCAAUUACAAUAGAGUUCGUACUCGUGAUGGUUCACUCGCCUCACGGCCCUCGGGUCUUGCCCCGGGCGAGAGACUUGGAGACCUAGCAAGACGUCAACGUCAGCAGGAGAGCCUUGAAGGAACUGUGGCAAUGUUUAGGUCACGCCAGCGCCAAGACGCGUCAUACCUGCAAGUGCUCGAUAUCCUUCAGGCACGAGAGCGAGAUGAUCGCGACCCAGAUGACACUACAAUCAUAGUGCCGCUUGUCAAUUCAGUUGCGAACAGAUGGGAGGAAGAUCAUGGCGUAUUUGAGGUGCCGCCUUCACCAGAUAAUACCGCGGGACUGGCUUGGAGUGAAGAUGGUCGCACUAUAUUUGUCGGUGCACAGAACGGCAUAUACGAGCUUCACGUCGACGUGCAAAGCAGGAAAUUCUGCCCCAGCAUCUCGUUGAGGUGA